AUGGCAUCUCCCCAACAUCAACAACUGCUGCCUCGCAGCACAGAAGUGAGCUGCGACUCAAGUGGCGAUGGAGGCGUCUCGGUCAGGAUUGGCAGUAGUGCCAAACACAAGCAUGGAGGCGGGCCGCUGGGUUCAAUCGGGGGAGGCUUCAUGGGGGGAUCCAAGCACUGCAAGUACAGCAUCUCCUCCAGCUGCAGCUCCGGAGAGUCCGCGGCCAAGAGGCCCGCGGUCAAGAGCAAUCGCGCACAGAAGAAGAUGCCUCAGCUUUUUGAGAGAUCCGCCGGUCAUUUCUGGGACCCAAAGUUUGACUCUUCGAUCCUGGAGGAGGCCUGUAGGGAACGUUGUUUCCCUCAGACCCAGCGGCGCUUCCGCUUUGUGCUCUUUUACCUGGGUGCCGCCGCCCUCCUCUGGGGAUUAUACUUUGCUGCCAACCCUUCCCGCUGCGACAGAACUGCCUUUCUCCUUCCCACCGCGUCCUUCCUCAUUUUCUGCCUCCUUCUCUUCCUCUUAACUUUCACUGAGCUCUACUCUCACUGGUACAACCAAGCGUCUCUGCUGCUCGUCAUUGUAACCUUCGCCGUGACCCUGGCCCCUCAGAUUCAGACAUCAAGCUUCAGGGAGACUCCCACACCUGCACUCGACGUGGAAGAGUUCAGUGGCAUGGGACCCUCAUACAACCUGUCCUAUGACAAGCUCCUGGGCGGUAACCCCUGGUCGCCCUGUCUGUCUCCUGUUGGCACCUUCUCCCUCUGUAUCGAGGUUCUUCUGUUGCUAUACAGCGUUCUCCAUGUUCGCCUCUAUGCUUCUGUUUUGCUUGGGUUCCUCUACUCUGUCUUUUUUGAGAGUUUGGGAUGGCUGCAUCUCACCCGGGCAGGGGAAAACUGGAGCUUCGACUCUCAAUCGGACUGGGAUACGUUAUGUUGGCUGGGCCCAGCCAAAGCUCUGCUUCACCUCUGUGCCCACGCCAUCGGCAUCCACCUAUUCAUCAUGUCGGAGGUGCGGUCACGCAGCACCUUCCUUAAGGUGGGACAAGCUAUCAUGCACGGCAAGGAUCUGGAGGUGGAGAAAGCAUUGAAGGAGCGAAUGAUCCACUCUGUCAUGCCCAGAAUCGUGGCCGAUGAUCUGAUGAAGCAGGGCGACGAGGAGAUGGGUGACAACUCUGUGAAACGGUACUCCACCAGCGGCGCCGCAGCUGCCAUCUCCAGCCCUAAAAACAAUAAACGCAAGAAAACCUCCAUCCCUCGUGGCCACAUUAUCUUCCGACCCUUCAACAUGAAACGGAUGGAGCCUGUCAGCAUCCUCUUUGCAGACAUUGUGGGUUUCACAAAAAUGUCUGCCAACAAAUCCGCUCAUGCCCUCGUUGGGCUUCUAAAUGACUUAUUUGGACGUUUUGAUCGGCUUUGUGAGCUCACUGGCUGUGAAAAGAUCAGUACUCUAGGAGACUGUUACUACUGUGUGGCUGGUUGUCCCGAACCGAGGCCAGACCAUGCCUAUUGCUGCGUGGAGAUGGGCCUGGGCAUGAUUCAGGCUAUUGAACAGUUCUGCCAGGAGAAGAGGGAGAUGGUCAACAUGAGGGUGGGGGUCCACACUGGCACGGUACUGUGUGGUAUCCUGGGCAUGAAACGCUUCAAGUUUGAUGUUUGGUCGAACGACGUCAACCUGGCCAACCUAAUGGAGCAGCUAGGAGUGGCUGGGAAGGUCCACCUAUCACAGGCCACUGCCAACUUCCUGGAUGAUCGCUACCAGCAUGAAGAUGGACAAGUCAUUGAGAGAAUAGGACAUAGUGUGGUGGCUGACCAGCUCAAAGGCCUGAAGACCUACCUGAUCUCCGGCAGGAAAGUGGAGCCUCACCCUCUCUGCAGCUGCUCUCAGUUGGGUUCGACGGGGCCGGAGCAUGCGGAUCGUCGGAGCCCCACUUCCAGGGUGCACACACCUGAUGGAGCCCCUUCAGCCUGCACCCUGCCUCCAGACAAAAAGUCUCCUUGUAUAUCCUGCAGCGUGGUACUGAUACCAGUCGAGGAUCAGGUUCUGGAGGAAGCAGCUGUGCCCAAUGGCUGCCAUGACGACCACAAGACCAACAGCAUCAAGGACACUUCGAAUCUGAAGUGCUCCCCAGCUGUUUCUGCAGGGCGCAGCCCCAAGGCCCUCAACGGCCUGCUCAGUCCUCAGCUGGAAGCCUUGAACAACAGCCAGACGUCCCUGUGUGAGAUGCUGCAGGAGAAGGAGAAGAAGACGUGGAGCGGAGGAACCAUGGGCAUGGACCACUCGGCGCUCAUCCCGCUGCGCUCCAAGAACUUCAGGGAGAGGAGCGAUGCUCACUUUGUGGAUGUUAUUAAAGAGGACAGCCUUAUGAAGGACUAUUUCUACAGACCUCCAAUUAACAAGCUGAGCCUCACCUUCCUGGAGAGGAGCCUGGAGUCUGCUUACCGGAUAAGCUACCAGGAGGAGGUGGAAAUCCAAGCCCCAGUGCAGACCUUCGCCAGUCCAACAUUCAGCUCUUUCCUCGACAUGCUGGUGUGCUGUUCGGUGUUUCUGGCUCUCUCGCUGGCCUGUUUCCUCCCACCGCUUGUUUCCCAGCUGAGUUUGUCCACACCGGCCCUGAUUCUGACCACCGGAGCCGCCCUGCUGGAGGCUCUGGCUCUGCUGUUCGCUGUACGUAUGGCUUUCUACCUGGACAGUGUGCUGCAUUGCACUCGGGUGCUGAUGAGCGUCGUCUCAGGCUGGUUAGCGCGUCACUUUAUAGGAGCCGUCCUCGUGUCCCUGCCCACUGUGGCCGUCUUCUCUCAUGUCGCCUGUGACAUGCAUCUCUCCAUCCAGUUCACCAUGUUCAUCUGCUGCGCUGUCAUCAUAGCCAUCGUUCAGUACUGUAACUUCUGCCAGCUCAGCUACUGGAUGCGCUCAGUUCUAGCGACUUUGGUGGGACUGGCGCUGCUCGCCUCGCUCUUCAGCUCCCCCUGCAGGAGCAGCAGCAGCAACAGCAACAGCAACAGCAGCAACAGCUCUUUUGUCAUGUCUGACAGCCCAGCAGACCCAGACCCGCAGGACCUGCUGGGCCCUGAGGCCUGUGUGGCCUUUUUCCUGGUCCUUCUCCUCAUCUGGUUCCUUAACCGUGAAUUUGAGGUCAGUCACCGCCUGCAUUACCACGGCAACGUGGAGGCUGAUCAACAUCGAAUCAAGAUCCAGAACAUGAGGGACCAGGCCGACUGGCUGCUUCGCAAUAUCAUCCCUAUCCAUGUGGCCGAGCAGCUGAAGGUCACCCAGAGCUACUCCAAGAACCACGACAAUGUGGGGGUAAUAUUUGCCAGCAUUGUUAACUUCAGUGAGUUUUAUGAGGAAAGCUACGAGGGAGGCAAGGAGUGUUAUCGCGUCCUCAACGAGCUCAUCGGAGACUUCGAUGAGCUGCUACGGAAGCCCGCCUUCUCAAAUAUGGAAAAGAUCAAGACCAUCGGCGCCACAUACAUGGCAGCAGCGGGACUCAAUGCGCAGCAGUGUGCGGACGCCUCGCACCCUCAUGCCCACCUGCGCGCCCUUUUUGAAUUCGCCCUUGAAAUGAUGCGUGUAGUGGACGACUUCAACAAGAACAUGCUGGGCUUUGGCUUCAAGCUUCGCAUCGGAUUCAAUCACGGGCCUCUCACGGCCGGCGUGAUCGGCACCACCAAGCUCCUCUACGACAUCUGGGGCGACACGGUCAACAUCGCCAGCCGGAUGGACACUACGGGUGUGGAGUGUCGUGUCCAGGUGAGCGAGGAGAGCUAUUGUGUGCUCAGUGCCAUGGAGUAUGAGUUUGAUUACCGUGGCACAGUUAACGUCAAAGGCAAAGGUCAGAUGAAGACCUUCCUCUACCCGAAGAGCAGUGACAGUGGCCCUGUGCCUCAGUACCAACUCUCCGUCUCACCAGAGAUCCGGGCACAGGUGGAUGGUAGCAUCGGGCGCUCGCCCACUGAUGAAAUUGCCAGCAUGGUGCCAACAACCAGCACAACCGCGAGCAGUACCACUACGAUUGCACCCGGUGCCGUCGCCGGUUCCUCUGCUACCGCCGGGCUUAACCACGACAAACAGGUGGACGGCCGUGACAGACGUCCCUCUACGGAGACCUCUCAUGCCAGGCGUCCAACGUCUCACCUCGAAGCCCCUCCUCCUUCUGCAAACAACAAACAACUCAUCUCACUCUCGGUCCAGCAACAUGCACCCCAGAAUUCCACAACAAUGUCCCAGAAAGACAUCAAGAAGGACAAAUGCGAUGGUGAUUAUGACAGUAAUGUUGGAGAGCUAACCAGACUUUAAGAAUUUGCUACAGUGGCGCUUUAAUCAUAACUCCUCGACCCUUUA
Messenger RNA from Cyclopterus lumpus (lumpfish), 4329 nucleotides. RefSeq names its product adenylate cyclase type 9-like. Gene Ontology annotation, biological process: cyclic nucleotide biosynthetic process; adenylate cyclase-activating G protein-coupled receptor signaling pathway; intracellular signal transduction. The record is from RefSeq and is a predicted model, not a curated record. Bases 1 to 4284 code for a protein of 1427 amino acids. The transcript has 9 exons. Gene Ontology annotation, molecular function: adenylate cyclase activity. NCBI's taxonomy places the organism in Eukaryota, Metazoa, Chordata, Actinopteri, Perciformes, Cyclopteridae.